CGUCUCUUUGCUCUCUCUCCCCUACCCGGGCGGCGCAGGCGGCGGGAUCCAAAUUUGGCGCGGGCGGAGCGGGGCGGGCCGGAAGGCCGGGCGGACCGGAAGCGGCGGUUGCCAUGGCUCCCGCGGGGCUCGGCCUCUUCCCGGGGGCCGCCCGCACUCCCGCCCCGCUCUCCCGAGGCCGGCCAGGCAGAACGGGGAGGUGCUGCAGGCGCAUGGGCCCCCGGCGCCCCCCGCACCCUCCGCCAAUUAAACCCGAGCCGCUGACGACGCGCUCGGCCGGCGGACGGGAGAGGACCAGACCGGAAGUGGUGGUUUCCAUGGCAACCCCUGAGCCGGUUGCCUGGGAGAUGACCCCCUUUGGUCCCUUCUGAAUCUCCGCCGCGGCGUCGCUUCCAAGGCCGCGCUAACCGAGCCUGGACUGUCUCCUGCCAUGAUUCCCGGGAAAUACCGCUCCGUUUCUGGCCGCUCAGCAAACAACGUGAAUUGUGGGCUUCAUCUUGUUAUUCAGACAUCGUCGCUUCCUGAAAGAAACAAAGUUGAAUUCAGGCUAAAUAAAGAAGCAUCACCAUUUCCUGGUCGACUCUUACAACAUGACCUUGAAAGAAACUACUCUAGCAGACAAGGAGAUGGAAGAGUAAUAAGUCCUUCGCCUCGUAAUAAGUCAUCAUGCAUCUCAUCCACAACAAACGAGACAGAACUAUGUGGGCUGGAAAUGAAACCUGCCAUGAGCUCCUUAUCAGCAUUUGGAGAUUCUGCCAUUCAGAUACCUUCAAAAUCCAGAAUCCGGCCGGGCUGUCAUAGUGCUGGCCCAAAUGUAUCGGGUGAUCAUAUUAAUUUGGUGAGUUCAUCAAUGCCAUCCUUUCCCAUUCUUCAACGUUCUUCCGAAGAGAAAAUUCUUUACUCAGACAGGUUGACUCUAGAAAGGCAAAAGCUGACUGUAUGUCCUAUUAUCGAUGGGGAAGAACACCUUCGUUUGUUGAACUUUCAACACAAUUUUAUAACUAGGAUCCAAAAUAUUUCUAAUCUACAGAGACUAAUAUUCUUGGAUUUAUAUGAUAACCAGAUCGAAGAAAUUAGUGGACUUUCUACUCUGAGAUCUCUCCGUGUGCUUCUACUGGGGAAAAACAGAAUAAAGAAAAUCUCAAAUCUGGAGAAUUUAAAAAGUUUAGAUGUCUUAGAUCUUCAUGGAAAUCAGAUUACCAAAAUUGAAAAUGUCAAUCAUUUGGGGGAUUUGAGAGUUUUAAAUCUUGCCAGGAACCUUUUAAGUCAUGUUGAUAAUCUUAAUGGACUGGAUUCAUUAACUGAACUUAAUCUGCGACACAAUCAGAUCACUUUUGUGAGAGAUGUGGAUAAUUUGCCCUGCCUCCAGCGUCUGUUUCUCAGCUUCAACAAUAUAGCUACUUUUGAGAGUGUUUGCUGCCUUGCGGAAUCCACUUCUCUCUCAGACAUCACUUUUGAUGGCAAUCCAAUAGCUCAAGAGUCAUGGUACAAACACACUAUCCUUCAGAAUAUGAUGCAGCUGCGCCAGCUGGACAUGAAGAGAAUCACGGAAGAAGAAAGGCGUAUGGCAUCUGUUGUAGCCAAAAAGGAGGAAGAGAAAAAGCGGGAGAGUCAUAAGCAAUCUUUGCUUAAGGAGAAGAAAAGGUUAACAAUAAACAACAUAGCUCGAAAGUGGGACUUGCAACAGCAGCGCAUAAUCACUAUUGCUACAAAUCAAGAUAGAAAAGAUUCUGACUCAUCUUCUCAGGAACCCUGUCAGAUUGAUGGAGGCACCAUUUCUGCAUUUCCAGAGGAAACAGGGUCUCUGGACUCAGGACUCAGCAGUGCUUUACCAGACUUAUCAGCCACAGACACGCACCUGGUCGAGGUGGAUGGAGAGACGCUCUCCCUGUAUGGCUCAGGGGCGCUUGAGUGCCUGGACCGGAACUGGAGUGUUCAGACCGCAGGAAUGGUGACCACGGUCUCCUUUACUUUCAUCGAGUUUGAUGAAAUAGUUCAAGUGCUUCCCAAGUUGAAGAUUAAGUUUCCUAAUUCUCUGCACCUUAAAUUCAAGGAAACUAAUCUUGUCAUGCUGCAGCAGUUUAAUGCACUAGCACAACUUCGUCGUAUUGACCAACUGACAAUUGAUCCUCAAGGAAACCCAGUCGUUAAUUUUACACUCUGGAAAUAUUAUGUUCUAUUUAGACUGAGCCAUUUUAAUAUGCAGAAAAUAAACGGAACAGAGGUGACACAGAAUGAUAUGAUAAUGGCCGAAAGACUCUUUGGAAUCCUGGCACAUGUAGCAUCUUCUGAGUUACCUCAAUACCGCAUGAUUUCAAUACUGGGUGAUGCCAGGAAGAAGCAAUUUCGAUACCUGAUAGAAACCAAAGGGAAAAAACCUGUUGUUAUCAAUGAAGAAAAUAAUGAUAGCAAAAGACUUGUAGGAGAAAAUUCAAAUCGCUCCACACUAAAUUAUACCACAAGAGAAUUCUAUAAUGAAAAGCUAGAGGAAAUAAAGGAAAAGAAGAAAUUGUGCAAGAAAUAUAUCGAGGACCUUGUGAAGGAAGCCACAGAAAUCAACAUGAAAAAUGAGGCUUUACAGAAAUUGUGGCCACAAAUGUUCAUUGAGCUUGUUAGGGAUGCAGUCAUAGAAAUCCGCAAUAAAAAUUCCUAUAUGAAGCUUUGCCUGCAGCAGAUAGCUGAACAAAAAUAGAAAUGGCUUUUAGUUACAGUUGAUUUCAGCUCUUUUAUGAUUUUGAAGGUUAAAAUAGAUUUAACUUGUUAAGACAACAAUAGCACUAUCCUACAAACUAGAAAGGCUAACAUCAGAGCAUUACUACCUGCUGUAAACGUUAGGAAGGAGAGAACGCAAGAAAGGGAAGAUGAACGCUGAUCACCAAGCAGCCUGCAGCUCGUCACUGUUCCCAGCUGGCUUGAGCCUUGACGUGGCUCUGCAUCCUGACUCUGGCUUUGAUUGGUUGCCCCUGCUACAGCCCAAAGUACAUCAUGUUUUCUCAUCCUUGGGCAUGAAUUAAUUCUACCUACUUUCAGCUGACAAUUUCUGGUUACUUGCCUUUUUAAUUUUAUGCCAUGAUUUAAAAGCCCCCAAGGAUGUGUUCUUUUGUAUGGCAAAGAAUAAACUUAUUUAAAAAAAUUAAUUUGGAAAACCUUUUUCUUCCCAAAUUGGGUAGAAUAAUCAUAUUUCUUGUACUGUUCACUUAUAUAGGAAGAAGUUCCAGUCUUCUUAGGUAACAUUCUCAGGGUGUCUGCAGUGUCUCAUCACUCAUCACUAUGCCCCACUGGAUCCUCAGUUUCCCCCACAUAGUUCCCACCUCAUGAGAGUGUUGUGGCGAGUAAAUGCACAUACAGUUAAAGCACUUGUUGUAAUGCUCUCAGCACACAGAAAACACCUGAAUGAACGGAUAAUUUGUUUUUCUAUAUGCAACCACAAAUUUGGGGCCCCAGGACCAGAAGAGCUGUUAAUGUUUCCUAAAAUCUUUCAUUCCCUCUCAAAUAAAACACAGGCCAUCUCUCA
Sorex araneus (European shrew) is the source of this 3514-nucleotide messenger RNA. RefSeq names its product leucine rich repeat containing 49 (gene LRRC49). Gene Ontology annotation, molecular function: protein binding. The coding region runs from base 431 to 2692 and encodes 753 amino acids. The record is from RefSeq and is a predicted model, not a curated record. The transcript has 17 exons. NCBI's taxonomy places the organism in Eukaryota, Metazoa, Chordata, Mammalia, Eulipotyphla, Soricidae.